AUUAAAGUUUGAGUCGUUUGAAUUUUAAAUUAUUCGUUGAUUCAGACAAAUAGAAAUCACCAGUCCCUUUCCAAUGAUCGUAAAUUGAAAAAAAAUGCGGCAAACUACUCGGAUACUCCACACAAAAUCUUACGAACGACCACACCAGCUGAUUUAACCUAAAAAAACGUUCCGUACCGUCUCUAACCUGUACAAUCAAAACUCGCGCUUGACAUCGUUCUCGUCCAAAUCACCAUGUAAACAAAACAAACAACUAACCUCCACCUCCAAGUGUCAGAUUGAGUUUUUUUAUUUUAUUUUAUAGAUUUCCAUUUUUUAACCGUUCAUCCACUCAAAUCACAGUGCAAUUCCUCUCCGAGCGAUACUCGGAUCGCCCAGCACCCAUGACACCCCCAAUCCAGGAUCCAGGUUGAAAAGCCGCGAGGUAGAGAUGUGCACCGACAUCGCACCGUCCAACGCCUCAGCAUCCAUCAGCGACGUCUCGAGCGACCGCAGUGGAGCCUCGGGGAGCAACCAGAGUCGCACCUCUUCCGGCAGCAACUACGGUCGCAGCGACCGAAGUUGCAGCAACCAAAGUCACAGCAACCGAAGUCGCUUUUCCUCCGACAACGCCGGCGUCUUCCACGAGGACUACCAACGUCUUUGCCAACGGCACAAGCGACAACCGCUCAACUUCUUCAAGCUGGACCCCCGGAACGACAAGUACAAGCUGCGACUCUGCGCGGACAAGAUCGUUUUCAUGGACUGGGAACUGGUGAUUGGUGCGCUGCGACACGACACCACCCUCUCGUUCGUCAGCGUGUCGAAUCGUCGCGUCGGAAUACUCAACUUCGGGGGUUUUGACAGUGUGGACACGCGGGAGAAAGCGCGGAAGUUCGACCGUCUGCCUGUGAUCCUUACGCGGUUUAUGAUGCUCAAGUUUGUCGGUGCCGUCGCUCAGUGUCUGAGCAAGUCAGGAGCAUUGUGCGAGCUGCGCUUGGAAGGGCUGCCGCUGCGGGCUGACUACGUGGGGCUCCUGUGCAAGGGACUGUACCGAAACCCGAGUCUAUCGCGGCUGGCGCUUCCGCACUGCACUCUGGGCGACGGGGGCUGCGAGGAGCUGUGCAAGGCGCUCAAACACCUGCCCAACGUCAAAGUGCUCGACCUUACGGCGUGCGGCUUGAGUUCCUGUGCCAGCGUCGUCCAACUCAUCAAGUUUCAACAGCUCUGGCGCACCGGCCAGUGCUGGGAGCAAGGUCUCCGAUCGCAGGAGCUCGACCCCGAAUCCAUCCCUGGGCUUCGGCGAGUGAGCCUCAACCACAACCCCAUCGGCGACGAGGGCACCCUCCAGCUCAUCGACUCCCUCGCCGACGACAACUUCAUCAAAGCCGUCGACCUGCAGGACUGCCGCCUCACCGAGCGCAUCGUCCCCGACCUCCUGGAGCUCGUCGAGGCCAACAACCAGCUCCUCGUCUUCGACGUCCGCCACAACGAGCUCGGCGACGCCGCCCUCCGCCGCAUCGUCGCCCGCUUCCAGGAGGGUCGCGCCCCCUCGCGCCAGUGGCGCUGGCUCCGCGCCGACCCCGGCGGCACCCUCGUCUGGUACCCCUCCGGCAAGUCCCUCCGGAAGACCGCGUCCAGCCAUCUGGAGAUAAGUCUCUCGGCCUCGACAGAUGUGACCUCCAGAGCCCAAAGCGCCUUGGAGCUCACGCAGUCUCGCGUGUGGAGACAGAUGAUCGUCGGUGAUACCGAACAGUGCGGGUUGCAUAACCACAUGAAUAUGCAGUGCGGGUUGCAUAACAAUACGAAUAUGCAGUGCGGGUUGCAUAGCGAUACGAAGAUGCAGUGCGGGUUGCAUAACAAUACGCGGAUGCAGUGCCCGUCGACGGAGCAAGGUUUGAGUGCCCCAGCAGUCCUCCAGAUGGCACUGGGGAGGCUUUUGGAGUUCGCCACGGCAGCCGAAAGUGUUGUGGGGCCCCUGGAGAGGACGGUGGAGUGCCACUGCGGUCGCGCUCCUGAGAACGUCUCGCUCGACGAGAAAAAAGGCCCUGUGGACCCUGGAGCACGUUCGGACGCGGAUUUGGACAGUUUGAUCACGCUCGACAGGAUAAAUGCCACGGUUCACAACCAAACCAGUUUGACAAACACCCGGACCACUGGCCUUGGAAUCGUCUGCCCUUUGCACCCGAACGGUUUAACGACGGAUGAAACUAGUUUGAAGGAGCCUCCUCCGAUCGGUUCCUUGGGUGCAGUUUCGGUGGCCGAUAGCGUGACGCAGACGAUAUCGGACGACGGAAUGGAAGGUCAAACUAGUUUGAAGAGUUUGAUGAGAUGGCACGCGGAAGAGGGGACCGGACUGAUCAGAGGCAGCGAUGAGAGUAUCCUACACGCCGUAUUCUUGGGCCGAAAACGAACCAAUAGGUCCGUUACCGAUUCGUCAAAUUCGAACUGCACCGUCAACAGUUCGAGCAACGAGAGCGAUUCGUCCGGUUCUUCAAACUCGCGGUCCACGAGCACUUCGACGAAUUUGAGCUCCUCCAGGGCCACCUUCGUCCGGCUCUUGCUCAAAAACAAUAAUUUGACGUCAAACUCGCAGGUCUCGAGUUGCAACCGAGUAACGACACAGAACGAGAGCAAUGGUACAUUGUUAACAGCAGUAUCGUGAUCGACAAUUAGUUCAGUUAGUUAGUUCAUUAUUUUUCGGCGAUUAAAAAGAUGUCAAUUUCAUAACAUGUUUAAUGAAUACGUCAUUCAAACAAGAGGAGAACGCAGAACUCAGUUCAUGACCGUGACUAAAUCUUCCAUGACAGUAAGGGUGCGAAAACUUUCUUUGCAGUUGUAAUUAAUUCUGAAACAAUAUACUUUUAGUUAACUAUGUGGUGAAAUAUUACUCAAUUAAAGCUUCUCUCGAAAUUUCAACGAAAAGUA
This is a messenger RNA of Bemisia tabaci, 2907 nucleotides long. NCBI's taxonomy places the organism in Eukaryota, Metazoa, Arthropoda, Insecta, Hemiptera, Aleyrodidae. The record is from RefSeq and is a predicted model, not a curated record.